Molecule: messenger RNA, 2307 nt
Organism: Heterocephalus glaber (naked mole-rat)
Lineage: Eukaryota; Metazoa; Chordata; Mammalia; Rodentia; Bathyergidae
Gene: Nelfa
Product: negative elongation factor complex member A
Biological process (GO): negative regulation of transcription elongation by RNA polymerase II
Cellular component (GO): NELF complex
Source: RefSeq, a predicted model, not a curated record
UCCUCGCGGCGCGCCGUCGCUCCUGCUCCCGGGGGUCAAUCCGCAGCCGUCGGCUGGCCGCGCGGCGACCUUCCGCCGCGCGCGUUCUUCCGAGGCUCCGCCCCUCGCCCGCGGGUGCCGCCAUGUUGGGGGUCCUCGGCGGGGGCGCGUAGGCGUCCGCACAAGGCGCCGGCCCGCGCGCGCCGUGGCCCCCAAGAUGGCGUCCAUGCGGGAGAGCGACACGGGCCUGUGGCUGCACAACAAGCUGGGCGCCACGGACGAGCUGUGGGCGCCGCCCAGCAUCGCGUCCCUGCUCACGGCCGCCGUCAUCGACAACAUCCGCCUCUGCUUUCACCGCCUCUCGUCGGCCGUGAAGCUCAAGCUGCUGCUCGGGACGCUGCAUCUCCCGCGCCGCGCAGUGGACGAGAUGAAGGUCGCCCUCGUGGAGAUCAUCCAGCUCGCCUGCUUGGACUCGGACCCCUGGGUCCUCAUGGUUGCCGACAUCCUGAAGUCCUUCCCUGACACGGGGUCACUCAACCUUGAUCUUGAGGAGCAGAACCCCAACGUUCACGAUAUUUUGGGAGAGCUUAGAGAAAAGGUGGGCGAAUGUGAGGCGUCCGCCAUGCUGCCACUGGAGUGCCAGUACCUGAACAAGAAUGCCCUGACCACACUGGCCGGGCCGCUCACGCCGCCUGUGAAGCACUUCCAGCUGAAGCGCAAGCCCAAGAGCGCCACCCUGCGCGCCGAGCUGCUGCAGAAGUCCACCGAGACAGCGCAGCAACUGAAGAGGAGCACGGGGGUGCCGUUCCAUGCCAAGGGCCGCGGGCUCCUCCGCAAGAUGGACACCACGACCCCGCUCAAAGGCAUCCCGAAGCAGGCGCCCUUCCGGAGCCCCACCACACCCAGCGUCUUUAGCCCUGCCGGGAACCGGACCCCGAUCCCACCGUCGAGGACCCCGCUGCGGAAGGAAAGGGGUGUGAAGCUCCUCGACAUCUCUGAGCUGGACACAGUGGGCGCCGGCCGUGAGGCGAAGCGGCGGAGGAAGACGCUGGAUGCAGAGGUGGUGGAGAAGUCGGCCAAGGAGGAGACAGUCGUGGAGAAUGCCACCCCGGACUAUGCAGCCGGCCUUGUGUCCACACAGAAACUCGGGCCUCUGAGCAGUGAGCCCGCACUGCCAUCUACCAGCUACCUGCCCUCCACACCCAGUGUGGUCCCUGCGUCCUCCUAUGUCCCCAGCUCCGAGGCGCCCCAAGGGCCACCGUCCCGAGAAGCCAGCCUGCAGGCCAGCCGGCCACCCGAGGAGCCCGGGACCCCGAGCCCCGCGCUGCCGGCACAGUUCAAGCAGAGGGCACCCAUGUACAACAGCUGUCUGGGCCCAGCUGCGCCAACACCUGCAGCGCCCACCUCGCCCCUGACGCCCACCACGCAGCCGGCUGUGGCCCCCGCUGCCCAGACACCCCCUGUGGCCAUGGUGGCCCCGCAGACCCAGCCCUCUGCCCAGCCACAGCCCAAGAAGAACCUGUCCCUCACGCGAGAGCAGAUGUUCGCUGCGCAGGAGAUGUUCAAGACAGCCAACAAGGUCACGCGGCCCGAGAAGGCCCUCAUCCUGGGGUUCAUGGCAGGGUCCCGAGAGAACCCGUGCCAGGAGCAGGGGGACGUGAUCCAGAUCAAGCUCAGCGAGCACACAGAAGACCUGCCCAAGGCUGAUGGCCAGGGCAGCACCACCAUGCUGGUGGACACGGUGUUUGAGAUGAACUACGCCACGGGCCAGUGGACACGCUUCAAGAAGUACAAGCCCAUGACCAACGUGUCCUGAGGCCGCCUGGCUCAUGGCCCUGCCUUCUGGGUUCUGAGGGACAGACUGGCCACCCACAUCCUGCUGGCCCUGGCCUGUUUAAGUCUUCAAUUGUUUCUCUGAGGUGUUUGGGGCUUAUCUUUCAUAUUUUAUUAUGGGUUACUUUUUGUGUGAUCAGAGUACUUUUUUGGAUUCAAUAUUACAUUUUUCAACGUUGAAGUUAAACCAAAAAAGUUACAACUUCCUAAUCUAGUGCCUGUUAAGACUUUUACCUUUCUCGUUUUUUCCUGAAAGAAAUCCUGCUGAGUGCGAGGCCUUCUUGCUACUGUGACGCCCUCCCCGUGAGGCUGAGGGGCCCAGAGGUGGUGUGGUGCUGACGAGGAUGGCCAGGAAUGGGCCUAGCAGCGCCAAGCUGGAGCUGCCGGGCCCCGCCCGCCCAUGCCUGCAGCUUAUAUUUGUCUUUUGUAGUCGUGGACGUUGGCCGGUCUCCAGGACCUGCUCGCGUAAGACCGGAUUAAAGUUGAGCUUUUCUA